CUUCACUCGAUUCUCUCUGUGCAUAUUUAUUAAUUGAUUUAUUUGCAAUGAUUCAAUACAAACAUUUUUUACUUAUUUUGAUUUUUGUCAUCACAAAAUGUAAAGGUAAUCCAAAAAUUUCAUGGGACUCAAAUAUUAUAAGUCAAAAUUUAGAUAAAAUGAUACUUGACAAAGAAUAUUUUGUAACAUGUAAUUAUGAAGAAAUUGUAAAUUUGGAAGGACUUCAAUUAAAGUAUAUACCAAGAGAAUUUAUUAAAAGUAAAACAAUAGAAGCAAUUUCAUUACAGAAUAAUGAAAUAAAUGAAAUCCCAAGUGAUUUAUUUCAUAAUACUCCAAAUUUAAAGUGUUUAAAUCUCGCAGAAAAUAAAAUUUUAUUCAAACAUUUUCAAUUGGAACAUGAUCGUUUAAAAAUAUUAAUUCUUGAUUAUCAAGCUGAAACAGAACCGAAUGAAAUAUUCGUGAUUCCGCAAGAAAAUGAAACGAAAGUAAGAUUUCCAAAUUUGGAAACAUUAUCCUGGAGAUAUAUUAAAUACGAUAUUUUUAGUUCCACAUUAUUCCCAAUGAUAAAGAAUAUUUAUUUAUCUGAUUCUAAUUUGAUAUACGUAGCAAAUAAUAUGACUCAUCUUUUCCCGUAUUUGAAAAAUAUUCAUUUAGAAAAUAACAUGAUUGAAGAAUUAAUUGCAGACGAUUUUAGAAAUGUAGAAUCUUUAUAUUUGGAUAAAAAUCCUCUCAAACAUCUAUGGUUUAAUAUAGAACAUACAAAUUUAAAAAUUCUCUCACUAUCGAAUUCUUUGAAUGAGAUAGAUAUUUCAAACAUGAAUAUUCCAUCAUUAAAAACGCUAGAUUUAUCACAAAAUCAGAUUGGUUCUAUACAUGAACAAAUGUUCAAAAAUAUGCCAUUUUUAGAAGAUUUAAUUUUAAGUGAAAAUGAAUUAUUAAAAUUUCCAAAUUUAUUUUAUUUAAAUAAUUUGAAAAGAUUAUCAUUGGCUUACAAUUUAAUUAGCGAGAUAGAAAAUACAAGUUGGUUGAAUUCUCUAAAAAUAUUAAAUUUACAAGGAAAUCGCAUAAGUAAUAUCGACAAAAUGGCAUUUUUAAAACUUACAGAAUUAGAAUUUUUAGAUAUAUCAAAAAACAAAUUACAGUCAUUAUCAUUAGAUUGGCAUGAUAAUUUAUCAAAAUUAAAAUAUCUCAAUUUAGAGUCAAAUUAUUUUGUAAAUAUACAAGAUAUGAAACUCAAUGCACUAAUUAAUUUACGACAACUUUACAUUAAAAAUAAUUAUAUUGUAUCUAUAGAUUCAAAUACUUUACAAAUUUUACCACAUAAAUGUACCAUAUAUGUGCUUUGAAC
This is a messenger RNA of Apis florea (little honeybee), 1348 nucleotides long. RefSeq lists its product as uncharacterized. The record is from RefSeq and is a predicted model, not a curated record. Gene Ontology annotation, molecular function: protein binding. Lineage: Eukaryota; Metazoa; Arthropoda; Insecta; Hymenoptera; Apidae.